GGGCAGUUCUUCUUGUCUUUAGUUGGCGAUGUUCUCUGUCAAAUUUGUUUCCCCUUUGUGGUUGUAAAGUUACCGGGUGUUUGUGUCGCUUUUCUGCAAUCAAGAGAGUCCAGCUGCUGGAGACUGCUCUCACGUGCAGUGCUGAAACACAGAGCCCGGAUCCGGACUGAGGCGAGUUUAGAGCUGCGAUUCUCGCGUUGUUUGCGAACAUCCGGUAGCUUUCCUUAUUCCCCUUUUGCUCGCUCUCCGUGUGAUUGGUUCCUCAUUCCUCCCGUGUGUUUCGCAGAAUCUGUUUCGGCUUCCUCCGUGAGUGAGAAACUUGUACUCGUGUGUCUCCCGCUGGACUUCCGUCCUUUCGCUGCGCGUUUUCGCAGCUUUUGCGGAAAAGGCGCAAGUUAGCUGCCGUCUGAGAGCUUCGUUUCACAUUUCCCCUUUUCCGUGGAAGAUAAUCGCGCAAGAACCACCAUUUGUCUCCACAGUCUUUUCUGCUGUUUUCCGUCGCGGUUUGCUGUCCCCGUCGCUACUUUUUCUCAGCGGUGGAGUGGGGCUCACUGCCGUCCUCUUCGAUUUUCCUCUUCAUUUUCUUCGAAACCGCGGGGGGAAACAACUUUCUCGGCAUCUCAGUCACGGCCUGACUCGGAAAAGGACUGCUUUCUGGUCAGCGCAAUCGGUUUUUCUGGAAAAACCAUCCUCUGUCUGUCUAAGAGUCGCCAACAUGUCGUCGUGGGAGGACGAGGCUGACGAAAUUUUGGAGGCGGAGGAGAGGAGGAAACAAGAGGAGCAGCAAAAGGCAGCGGCUGCUGCGGCCAAGAGGGUAGCAAAUGACGCAAGACGCGGAUUUGCAGAUGACUCCGACGCGCCUCUCUCUGACCCUCUCGCCGAGAAGAUGCGGAGGCAAAAAUUGGUUGAAGAGGCGGACAAGAGACUGAUGGACGACUUGUUUUCUGGAUGCGAAAGACCUGCAGAUUACGUUCCACCCACAGCUGCUUCUGCAGUUGCUGCUGCGGCGCGGGCAAAGAUGACGAAGGCUGCUGCGCCUGUCGUCGACCCCGUUGACGCUGUCGCCCUUCGAAGUUACAAAGACUGCGAGCAGUUUGCGACGAAACUCGGCAAGAAAAUUCGAGAGAGCCCCGCGAAGAGCCCUGCGUGGCUCAGGCUUCUCGAUCUCCUCAUCAAGGACUGCAGUCCGAAAAUGGACAUGAAGGACCUGGUGUCUCUCCAGAAAAAGCUGCAGAGCGCCGUGGCGGAUCGCGAGAAAGAGUCCAAGCAAAUCGUGGAGAAGAAGAAGAAGCCCAACGACGUCGGUUCCAAGAUGAAGAACUACCAAGACGAAGUGGACAUGCUGUACGGUGACCUUUCGCAGGACGAGGAGGACGACGACGAAGAGGCGUUUUUGUAAGAAACUUGCUGAAACAAGGAACCAUUAUUUUCUCACCGCGACGUUCCGCACGUGGGUGGGUGCCCAGGACCUUCUGGAAUUUCUGCUGUCGUAUUGUACUAGGAUCGCGGGACCCUUUUUUAUCGUUCUCUUUUCUACCGUCUCUUUUCUCUCUAGCGCUCUCCCCGGCUUCAUUGUUUUCCGUAACGCGCGAGUCUUUAAGUCGGCAAGUUCGUGCGUGCAGAGCGCUUCCAGAAAAGUGCUCGAAGCGACCGCCGCCACCGAGUUGAGAAAAAUGCAUGCUCUUUCUCUUCGCACAUGGGAAGAACCUAGCCUCUCUCAAGACACAUCCGAACUGUAGACUUGAGACCUAGCUCGC
Toxoplasma gondii ME49 is the source of this 1757-nucleotide messenger RNA. RefSeq lists its product as hypothetical. Bases 716 to 1399 code for a protein of 227 amino acids. NCBI's taxonomy places the organism in Eukaryota, Apicomplexa, Conoidasida, Eucoccidiorida, Sarcocystidae. Gene Ontology annotation, cellular component: eukaryotic translation initiation factor 3 complex; cytoplasm. The transcript is spliced from 8 exons. Gene Ontology annotation, molecular function: translation initiation factor activity. The record is from RefSeq and is a predicted model, not a curated record.